Messenger RNA from Trichosurus vulpecula (common brushtail), 255 nucleotides. RefSeq names its product 40S ribosomal protein S27-like. NCBI's taxonomy places the organism in Eukaryota, Metazoa, Chordata, Mammalia, Diprotodontia, Phalangeridae. The record is from RefSeq and is a predicted model, not a curated record. Gene Ontology annotation, cellular component: ribosome; cytosolic small ribosomal subunit. Bases 1 to 255 code for a protein of 84 amino acids. Gene Ontology annotation, biological process: ribosomal small subunit assembly; translation. The transcript is spliced from 2 exons. Gene Ontology annotation, molecular function: RNA binding; structural constituent of ribosome.
AUGAAAGCCAACAUCCCUCUCACAAAAGACCUCCUGCACCCCUCUCCCGAGGAGCAAAAACAGAGACACAAGAAACACCUGGUGCAGAGUCCAAACUCGUAUUUCAUAGACGUAAAGUGCCCGGGGUGCUAUAAAAUCACCACUGUCUUCAGCCACGUGGUCCUCUGUGUCCGAUGCUCUACUGUACUCUGUCAGCCUACUAGAGGUAAGGCAAGACUUACGGAAGGAUACUCCUUCAGAUGGAAGCAGAACUAA